This is a messenger RNA of Zymoseptoria tritici IPO323, 1083 nucleotides long. RefSeq lists its product as uncharacterized. Lineage: Eukaryota; Fungi; Ascomycota; Dothideomycetes; Mycosphaerellales; Mycosphaerellaceae. The transcript is spliced from 2 exons. Bases 1 to 1083 code for a protein of 360 amino acids. The record is from RefSeq and is a predicted model, not a curated record.
AUGGCCACGCUCCGCAUUUUCUUCAGCUUCUUGAUCUGCGCUCUCGCGAUCCUGUCCAUCUUCCCUACUUCCAUCCAUCUGGUCACACAAACUAUCGAAAUUAUGUGCAAAGCCCCUCUCGUCAACCACUUCAUCUCCUGCGCACCCAGCCAGCAAUUUCAAGUCUUUCCGAACCCGAUCUUCGCCAACAUCAUCGCCCAAAACGUCGAGCUUGCCUCAAUGCGGGAGGCGGCUUCGGACAUCGCUGCAUUUCCAUAUCAGCUCGCCAUUGGACAUUCGGACUUCAAAGACAUGAUCUUCGAGAUUAGCGCCGAGGACCUGCCAUUCAAGCAGCUCCUGUGGCCUCUUCUCAAGUCGUUCAACAAGCUGACGGACGGAGCUACGGACAGUGUCCAGCGCAGUGUGUCACUCACCAACGCCCUGAUCGACAACACCAUUAUUGUACACAGCUGGGCUCGAGACAAACUCCAACUGGACGAGGCCCGCGAAAAGUCCUUCCCGUCGCCAUUGCCACCGAUCGCACGCGCGAUCGGGCUUGAUUAUGCGUCCGAAGACGCACUCCUCCAAGUCUUUACCCUCACGACUUCGCAGCUGGUCCGGCAAACAAACCAUGUCCUCGUACAGCACGAAGCUACCAAGGAGAGCCUCGUCGAACUGAGGGAUCUGCUCGAUCGCAUUGCAUUCGCUCUCAAGCCGGAAGAGCACUCUCUUAAGAGGGAGAAGUUGGACGACGCCUCGUACUGGAAAGCCCUUCUGUCGCACCGGAGCAACUUGCCGAAUUUCGACAAGAAAAUGGAGACGUGCGCGAGAUUCUACGACUACACCCUCCGUGCCGGAAAAGCAGUCGCCGAGACGUCUGUCGCCUUGCACGAUGUUCGCAGCAAAGUCAAAGGCGUGCAGGAAGAGGUCGAGCGGUCGCCAAUGUCACUAGCAUCCUCGGGCACCUCGCUGCGGCAGACUAUUUUCUCUCUGGGAGUAAGCAUCGCGAACCUCGAAGAAUUCCAAAGAAUCUCCAGAGCCGAGCAAGAAAAGCGGAUGCAGACGUUCGAUUCUACGCUGGACGGUUUUGCUGCCAUUGCCUAG